Magallana angulata is the source of this 922-nucleotide messenger RNA. RefSeq names its product thialysine N-epsilon-acetyltransferase-like. The transcript has 5 exons. The record is from RefSeq and is a predicted model, not a curated record. Bases 173 to 676 code for a protein of 167 amino acids. Gene Ontology annotation, molecular function: N-acetyltransferase activity. Lineage: Eukaryota; Metazoa; Mollusca; Bivalvia; Ostreida; Ostreidae.
UCAAAAUCCGGUGCAUUGGUACUCUCAUUCCAAAACAGGUAUAGGAUGUGAUGUCGGAAGUUGACAGAUAUAAAGGAAGAAAAAGUUUGAGAGUACCAGUAGAUGUUUCUAUGUUAAUAUUCGAACAACUGAAGCAGAUCUAAUAGACCUUCAGGCUUGAAUCAAAAGGACUAUGUGUAUUGUAAUACGGAAAGCGGAAGUAAAGGACUGCCCGGGGAUUUUCGAUUUAAUAACGGAAUUGGCCAUUCAUGAGAAACACCAGGACCAGAUGAAAAUUAGUCUAGAGAAAUUUCGAGAAGAUGGUUUUGGUGACGACACAAAAUUCCAGUGCUUUGUCGCAGAGUGUGAAGAAAAUGAUACAUUAAGGCUUAUCGGGUACGUUAUUUACUUCAAUACGUAUUCUACCUGGCAAGGUAAAUGCAUUCACAUGGAGGAUAUCUACGUGGUUCCGGAGUACCGCAGUAAGGGCAUAGGAUCAAAAUUGAUUGGGUCUGUCUGUAAGGUUGCUGAUUUACAAAACUGUGGAAGAGUUCAAUUCAUUGUUCGGGAUUCGAACAAAUCUGCCAUGAAAUUUUACAAACAUCAAGGUGCAAUAGAUUUGACAGAAGUGCAAGAAUGGCAUCUGUUUCGAUUAACCAGUGAUGCGAUAGAGAAAGUAGCAGCAAAAUAUGAUUAAUGAAAUAUUUUUUUUUAAAUGAAAUGUAUUUUAUUUGAUAACUUUAUACAAUGUGUGUGUAUUUCUCUGAAUAAGUCUGUUUGCAAAUAUGUAACUGAUUCGGGUUUAAUUUCUUUCGGGAUUGUUUUGUGUUAUUUAUGAAAUUGAUAAAAAUAAAUUAUUGACAAGUUUUUCAAUGACAUUUCCAUACGAAACACUUAAAAAAUGGUAUGAAAUUCACUCAAUUUUGUAAACCAAUUAAGUGAC